AUGGGCCAGUUACUUCAAGAUGGCUACCAGUUUGGUCUGUUUGGACCACGAGCACUGGGCAGGGCUGUGCACGCCGCCGCCGAUGGCCCGGGCCUCAGCAAGGCCGAGUUCAUGGAGAAGGUGCGGCAAAGCAACGAGGCCUGCCAGCUGGGAGACUUCCAGAUGGCCGUGAAGCUUUACGGCGAGGCCCUGCGCGCCGACCCGCAGAACUGCAUCCUGUACAGCAACCGCUCGGCCGCCCACCUCAAACUGGGUCAGUACCAGACCGCUCUGAACGACGCUGUCAAAGCCCGCCUCCUUAAUCCUAAAUGGCCGAAGUUUGGUCUGUUUGGACCACGAGCACUGGGCAGGGCUGUGCACGCCGCCGCCGAUGGCCCGGGCCUCAGCAAGGCCGAGUUCAUGGAGAAGGUGCGGCAAAGCAACGAGGCCUGCCAGCUGGGAGACUUCCAGAUGGCCGUGAAGCUUUACGGCGAGGCCCUGCGCGCCGACCCGCAGAACUGCAUCCUGUACAGCAACCGCUCGGCCGCCCACCUCAAACUGGGUCAGUACCAGAUCGCCCUGGACGACGCAGUCAAAGCCCGCCUCCUUAACCCCAAAUGGCCAAAGGCAUACUUCCGACAGGGUGUUGCCCUUCAGUACCUGGGGCGCCAUGCGGAUGCCCUGGCCGCCUUCGCCUCGGGACUGGCGCAGGAUCCCAAGAGCCUGCAGCUGCUGGUGGGAAUGGUGGAGGCCGCCAUGAAGUCCCCUCUAAGAGAAUCCCUGGAGCCGACCUACCAGCAGCUGCAGAAGAUGAAGCUGGACAAGAGUCCGUUUGUGGUGGUGUCUGUGAUUGGUCAGGAGCUGCUGACCGCCUCCCAUCACGGCGCGUCUGUGGUGGUCCUGGAGGCGGCGCUGAAGAUCGGCACCUGCAGCCUCAAGCUGCGCGGCUCUGUUUUCUCGGCCCUCAGCAGCUCUUACUGGUCAUUGGGCAACACGGAGAAAAGCACCGCCUACAUGCAACAAGACCUGGAGGUGGCCAAAACUUUAGAAAUAAAGCACUGCGUCCUCACAUCUGUUCCUCUUCCUCCUCUCUUCAUGACUCACUCCAGCCGUGGACCUGACCGUGAUUCUGCAGCCAUUAAAAGCAGAAAUGGUGUUUGCAACACGCUGAGCAGUGUUAUCACACGCUCUGUAGGUCAGGCUGCUCCUGAACUGAUGGAGACCUGCCCUCCAUCACCAUUCAUCACCCUUAAACACAUUUCUCCCUUCUUCACACUGCUCGGCCUCAGUCAGGGUCAAUGCAGAGACUCCACAAAGAAAAGAUACUGGAUUUCUCUAGAGGAGAGGGAGGUGAUGGAUUAUAUGGGAGUUUCUCCCCAGAGGUCUGCGCUGCACUCUCUCGGCCCGUGGGCCGCUCCGCUCACACGUCAAUGUCAGAGAUCAAUAGAGCUGAUCUCUGGGGACCAAACACGGAGGUUCCAGAAAUCUGGGCACGGGUGCCAGAUUGUGCCCUUCUCCUGGGACAGAAGGUCCCUCCUCAGUGGAAUCCGCCAGGGAGGAGCUGAUGCCAACAGCACGAGCUCCAAGAACCAAAAUAAGCCAGUCGUCGAGAAUGAGAAUGCGAAUGCCCACUUCCUUAAGAGGGCCAAGGGCAGUCUCCACGACUUUCGUGAAGACGCGAGGAGACAGGGAUAUCCUGAAGGGAAGAACUUUGUACUAAUAUGCCUGUCCUUCAAAGGCAGACCAAAGAAACGGCCUGAGUCUUGGAAGGAUCGAGACAUAAAAGCGGCGUCUUCAGCCCUCAGCAGCUUGGGUCACGUGUACACGGCCAUCGGCGACUAUCCCAACGCCCUGGCCAGCCACAAGCAGUGCGUCCUGUUGGCCAAACAGUCCAAGGAUCAGCUCUCUGAGGCUCGGGAGCUGGGCAACAUGGGAGCCGUCUACAUCGCCAUGGGCGACUUCGACAAUGCCGUACAGUGCCACGAACAGCACCUGAGCAUCGCCAAGAGCCUCGGCAACAAGCGCGAGGAGGCGCGUGCCUACAGCAACCUGGGAAGCGCUUACCACUACCGCCGCAACUUCGACAAGGCCAUGUCAUACCACACGCACGUGCUGGAGCUUGCACAGGAGCUUGAGGAGAAGAGCAUCGAAAUGAGGGCGUAUGCGGGGCUGGGACAUGCUGCCCGUUGCAUGCAGGACCUGGAGAGGGCGAAGCAGUACCACGAACAACAGCUCAACAUCGCAGAAGGCCUGAAGGACCGCGCCGCCGAGGGCAGGGCUUCAUCGAACCUGGGAAUCAUUUACCAGAUGAAAGGGGACUACGACACUGCUCUGAAGCUGCACAAGGCUCAUCUAUCCAUUGCCCAAGAGCUAAAUGACUAUGCGGCCCAGGGCAGAGCGUAUGGAAACAUGGGCAAUGCUUACAAUGCCCUCUGUGCCUUUGACCAGGCCGUGCGCUACCACAGACAAGAGCUGCAGAUUUCCAUGGAGGUUAACGAUCGUGCCUCGCAGGCUUCGACGCAUGGUAACCUGGCGGUGGCGUACCAGGCUCUGGGGGCGCAUGAUCGAGCCUUGCAACAUUACCAGAAUCAUCUGAACAUUGCUCGAGAGUUGAGGGACAUCCAGAGUGAGGCUCGUGCCUUGGGCAACUUGGGUAAUUUUCACUGCUCUCGGGGAGAGUUUCCCCAAGCCGUACCCUACUAUGAACAGUACCUACGGCUUUCCCCGGAAUUGCAGGACAUGGAGAGCGAGGGUAAGGUCUGCCACAAUUUGGGAUAUGCGCACUACUGUCUGGGAAACUUCCAGGAGGCAGUGAAGUACUACGAACAAGAUCUGGCACUUGCUAAGGACCUCCACGACAAGUUAAGUCAAGCCAAAGCCUACUGUAAUCUGGGCCUGGCCUUCAAGGCUCUUGGCGACUACAGCAAGGCGGAGGAGUGCCAGAAGUACCUUCUUUCCUUGGCGCAGUCACUGAACAACUCGCAGGCUCGGUUCCGCGCCUUGGGCAACCUGGGAGACAUCUUCCUUUGUAAGAAGGAUGUUCCCGGAGCCGUCAAGUUUUACGAGCAGCAGCUGUCCUUGGCGCACCAAGUCAAGGAUCGCAAGAUGGAGGCGAACGCCUACGCCGCGUUGGGCGCUGCCUACCGGAUGCUACAGAAAUACGACAAGGCCUUAGGGUACCACACCCAGGAACUUGAGGUGUACCAGGAGCAAGGCGACAUCCAGGGAGAGUGCCAGGCACAUGGACACCUCGCCGCCGUCUACAUGUCUCUUGGAAAGUACACCAUGGCCUUUAAAUGCUACGAGGAACAGCUUGAGCUCGGCCAGCGACUGAAGGACCCCAGCAUUGAGGCCCAGGUUUACGGUAACAUGGGCAUUACGAAAAUGAACAUGGGAGUAAUGGAGGAGGCCAUUGGCUAUUUUGAGCAACAGUUGGCAAUGUUGCAGCAGCUCAGUGGCAAUGACGCCGUGCUGGACCGUGGUCGUGCUUAUGGGAACUUGGGAGACUGCUAUGACUCGCUGGGAGAUUUUGAAGAGGCAAUUAAGUAUUAUGACCAGUAUCUCUCUGUGGCACAGAGCCUCAACCAUAUGCAGGACCAGGAGAAGGCAUACAGAGGUCUUGGUAAUGGACACAGGGCGAUGGGGAGUCUUCAGCAGUCUCUGGUGUGUUUUGAGAAGCGGUUGGUGGUGGCGCAUGAGCUGAGAGAGUGUGGAGGAAAAGCUCAGGCGUACGGAGAACUGGGCAGCUUGCACAGCCAGCUGGGUAACUACGAGCAGGCCAUCUCCUGCCUGGAGCGGCAGCUCGCCAUCGCCCGCGACACCCAAGAUCGAUUGCUGGAGGGCGAUGCCAGCUGCGGCCUGGGCACCGUGUACCAGCUGAUGGGCGAACACGACACGGCCCUUGAGUUUCACCAGCUGGACCUCCAGAUCGCGGAGGAGACGGGCAGCGGCAGCUGUCAGGGACGGGCCUACGGGAACCUGGGACUCACUUACGAGUCGCUGGGUAAUUUCGAGCGUGCCGUGGUGUAUCAGGAGCAGCACCUGAGCAUCGCGGCGCAGACCAACGACCUGGUGGCCAAAACUCUGGCCUACAGCAGCCUGGGACGAACACACCACGCUCUGCAGAACUACUCGCAGUCCGUCAUGUACCUGCAGGAAGGUCUGCGUCUAGCGGAGCAGCUGGGCCGUCGGGAGGACGAGGCCAAGAUCCGACACCGUCUGGGGCUCUCGCUGUGGGCCAGCGGCAAUCUGGAGGAAUCCCAGCACCAGCUGUACCGUGCGUCGGCUCUGUUCGAGACCAUUCGUCAUGAAGCGCAGCACAGCACCGACUACAAGCUCUCCCUGUUCGACCUGCAGACCUCCUCGUACCAGGCUCUCCAGAGGGUCCUUGUCAGCCUCGGUCACCAUGAUGAAGCUCUGGCCGUGGCGGAGCGUGGACGCACUCGGGCCUUUGCCGACCUGCUGGUGGAGAGACAGACGGGCCAGCAGGACUCUGACCCCUACACGCCCGUGACCGUGGAGCACAUCCUGGACACUGUGAACGGGCAGCGGGCCCUGGUGCUCUACUUCUCUCUGGCGGCAGGAUACCUGUACAGCUGGCUCCUGGCCCCCGGCUCCGGUAUCCUGAAGUUUCAUGAGGUGUAUCUGGGUGAGGGAGCGUCGGAUGGCGGCACGUCAGACUUCCAGGAGGGCAGCGGAGGCUCUGUGCCCGCGGGGGGCGGCUGUGGAGGCUCGUCUCUGGAGCAGCACAUUGCUAACGCGCGGGAAGCUCUGGGAGUGGACUCAUACUACAGCAGAGCUUGUUCCAGCAGCGAGACGGAGAGCGAAGCUGGAGACCUUUUGGACCAGCAAUUUGAAGAACUCAAUAAUAAACUCAACUCAGUGACCGACCCGACUGGCUUCUUGAGGAUGGUUUCCAGAAACAACCUCUUCAACAGGAGUUGUCAGAGCAUGACGAGUCUCUUCAGUAACACGGUGUCUCCGGUGAAGGAGGGCUCCUCGUCUCUGUCGUGCCGCGCCAGUGCGCUCAGCAAACCCCCGUUACGAGCCCUUUACGACCUGCUCAUCGCCCCGAUGGAGGGGGGUCUGAUGCACUCCAGCGGUCCGGUCGGCAGACACAGACAGCUGGUUCUGGUUCUGGAGGGCGAGUUGUAUCUCAUCCCGUUUGCGCUGCUGAAGGGAAGCUCAUCUAAUGAGUAUCUGUAGGAGCGGUUCGGUCUCAUCGCCGUACCGUCCAUCGGCAGUCUGGGGAGCACGGCUAAAGUUCACCCUCGGCGGAGCGGUCCGGUUGUGUGUAAUGGAGGAAGCUCCAUGGCCGCAGUGGUGGGGAAUCCUCGGCUGCCGCCGUCGGUGAUGGACCGCUGGCUCUGGGGUCCGAUGCCUACGGCUGAGGAGGAGGCUCACAUGGUGGCCGAUCUCCUGGGCUGUCAGCCGCUGGCCGGUCCCGCCGCCACCAAGGAGCGGGUCAUGAGUGCCCUCACGCAGGCCGAGUGCGCCCACUUCGCCACGCACAUCUCCUGGAAGCUGGCGGCUCUGGUCCUCACACCCAGCCAGGACCCCAGCUCCGGACCGGUGGCAGUGGCUCCCAGCGGAGGAGCAGGAGGUGGAGAGAGCGGAGUCAAAUCCAACUACACCAUCCCGGAGAGUCUGCGCGUGCCGGACGACGCCAGCGAUGCCGAAAGCAUCUGUGACAGCCCGCCGCUGCAGGAGUUCCUGCUCACCGCAGCCGACAUCCUCGAUCUCAGGCUGCCCACAAAACUAAUCGUGCUGGGCUCGUACCAGGAGUCGGACAGUAAAGUAACGGCGGACGGUGUGGUGGGUUUGACCAGGGCUUUCCUGGCGGCUGGAGCUCAGUGUGUGCUGGUGUCUCUGUGGCCGGUUCCCGUCACUGCGUCCAAGAUGUUCAUCCACGCAUUCUACAGCGCUCUGCUCAACGGCACCAAAGCCAGCGCGGCCCUCGCAGACGCCAUGAAGACCGUCCAGAGCAGCAAACAGUUCUCACACCCCUCCAACUGGGCAGGCUUCAUGUUGAUUGGCAGUGACGUGAAACUGAACAGCCCGUCGUCUCUGAUUGGUCAGGCUCUGGCUGAGAUCCUGCAGUAUCCAGACAAAGCUAGAGAUGCCCUGAGGGUUCUGCUGCACCUGGUGGAGAAAUCUCUCCAGCGCAUCCAGAACGGCCAGAGGAACUCCAUGUACACGUCUCAGCAGAGUGUGGAGAAUAAGGUGGGUGGCGUGCCGGGCUGGCAGGCUCUGCUGACCGCGGUGGGAUUCAGACUGGACUCGGCUGGAACGGGCCUCCCCGCGGCGGUCUUCUUCCCCACCACCGACCCCGGAGACCGACUGCAGCAAUGCAGCACCACCCUACAGUCACUGCUGGGUUUGCCUCCUCCUGCUCUACAGGCUUUGUGUAAACUGAUCACAGCAUCAGAAACCGGAGAACAGCUGAUCAACCGGGCUGUUAAAAAUGUAGUGGGAAUGCUCCAUCAAGUUUUAGUGCAGCUUCAGUCUGGAGAGAAGGAGCAGGAUUUCUCUCUCGCGCCCAUCCAAGUGUCCAUCAGCGUGCAGCUCUGGAGACUUCCUGGCUGCCAUGAGUUCCUGGCCGCUCUGGGGUUCGACCUGUGUGAGGUCGGUCAGGAGGAGGUGGUGUUGAAGACGGGCAAACAGGCCAACCGUCGCACCAUGCACUUUGCCCUACAAUCACUGCUGGCACUGUUUGACUCUACUGAGCUGCCGAAGCGUCUGAGUCUGGACAGUUCAUCGUCUCUGGAGUCUCUGGCCUCGGCACAGUCUGUGUCCCACCAGCUGCCUAUGGGCUACCCCAACCCUCCCUUCUCCCCUCCAUGCCCUGACAGCCUGGCCUCUGAUGCCAUCUCCGUCUACAGCCUGAGCUCCAUCGCCUCUUCCAUGAGUUUCCUGUCCCGUCCCGAAGGCGCGUCUGAUUUUAUCAGCCAGCGCUCGCGUCAGCAGGAACUAGAGCGGCAUCGGGGUGGAGCCGGGCUUUUCGCGUCCCACCGGCACACGUCAGUGCCCCGCAGCCGCUCGUCCCCACAUGGAGCCGUGGGAGGGCAUGAUGAUGAAGAGUAUGAAGGAUACAGUAUAAUCAGCAGCGAGCCAUUGGGUAGCCAAUGCGACACGCUCCCUCGUCCCACAAACCACAGGAACCAUCGGGGCGCGGCGCGCGGCGGGACCGGCAGAGGUUACGCAGUGUCCGUGUCCUCCAGGGGAAGCGUCAGCACCCCAACGUCCCCUGUCAAAGCCACCCUGGUUCCCAGUCUCAACUCUCCCUUCCAGAAGGUCGGGAAGGUGAGCAGCUCCGACACGGGCGAAUCCGAUCAAUCCAGCACAGAGACAGACAGCACUGUGAAGUCCCAAGAGGAACGUACGCCUGGUGCCGCUCUGGACCCGCAGGAACUGGCACAGAAGAUCCUGGAAGAGACGCAAAGCCACAUGCGGGCCGUCGAGACUUUGCAGAGAAGCACUGGGAGUGUCCCGCUUGGUGACGGGAUGGGCGGCGGAGGCCCUCCGACCCCGACUGGAGGGUCUGCUUUCCGUUCCUCGGAGACGAGCGCGUUCAGUCGCCCUAGUAGCCGGGCGAGCAUCAAGGCGCAGUCGUCUCCACUCCCAACACGCCCCAAACCGCCCUCCCGUACGUCGUCCCUACAGAAGGUCAGCUCGGGAUACAACAGCCCCGCUACGUCCGAGACGUCCCUAAAGGAAGGCAGCCAACCGUCGCCAACUUCUGACAGUCAUGCCCAGUUUAAACUCAAGUAUCCCAGCUCGCCCUACAGCGGCCACAUCUCCCACUCGCCCAGCAACGUCUCGCCCAGCUCGGGCCACCAGUCUCCGGCCGGCAGCGCACCCUCUCCGGCAUUGUCCUACUCCUCGACGGGCUCGACGCGCUCCAGUCCGGCGGACGCCCCGGAUAUCGACCGACUCAAAUUGGCUGCUAUUGACGAUAAAGUCCAAGCGAUCCACAAUCUCAAGACCUUCUGGGCCAGCGCCACCCAACAGCAGCACUCGGGAUCAAUGCGGGCGCUCCGCGGUGGGAAGCUGAGCACCGCCAAACGAGAUGUCCUGGGCCUUCUGAACCUCUCGCCCCGGCAUGGCGUGACAGGACAAGAUACGCCCGGCCAAGAUGUGGCACUCGAACACAGAAAUCCGCCCAACGGCCAUCGCAAAAUCGAUCCCAAGAGAGUCGCGCCUUCUCCGACGGCUUCCACCGGCAGCAGUCCGGGGUCACAUCCCAUCCGACUGCCUUCAGGGAACGGGUACAAGUUCCUUUCGCCGGGACGGUUCUUCCCUUCAUCUAAAUGUUGAGAUUCUGUCCCUCUGACUGGCUUCUCUUGAAAAAGGAGUAUUUUGAGUAUUUAUAACUCUUGAAAACAGUGAAAAGGACAGUCUGGGUGAGGAAGUGCACAUUCCCAGAAGCCUCAAACUGCCUACUGCUUUAUUUUCCGUGCAGAGAGCAUAUAAUCCUUAUGCUUCCACCUACACUGUAAAGGACCGUUUAUACAUGCAGACUGAUCUUAGACUUGCGCAAGGCAUGUCAGACAAAAAAAA
Molecule: messenger RNA, 8538 nt
Organism: Sinocyclocheilus rhinocerous
Lineage: Eukaryota; Metazoa; Chordata; Actinopteri; Cypriniformes; Cyprinidae
Product: tetratricopeptide repeat protein 28-like
Exons: 29
Molecular function (GO): protein binding
Source: RefSeq, a predicted model, not a curated record